UCGAUAACCUCGCUCUAACGACCUCUCUAUAUAUUUAAAGAUGGAGCCUCAAGAUUCAAGCCAUUUAUUAAGCAAAACAGACAAUUUAAAAGAGCUUUUUAUGAAUCUUUCUAUUGCCGUAUCAAAUAAUAAACAUGAGGAAGUUAUUGAGCUUUCAGACAGAAUUAGAGGAGUUUCAGUAUCAGACAAAAAAUCAAUAAAAUCAAAGAUUAUAGCUCUUAUUAAGCUUGAUAGAUAUUCAGAAGCUCUUUAUUUAAUUGAAUCAGAAGGUUAUGAGGAGGAAGAAGUGUUAGAAAUGGUUUAUUGUAUGUUUAUGUUGAAAAAAUAUGAAGAAGCGAUGAACAUAGCAAAAAAAAGCAAUAAACGGGGAAUAAAACACAUUAUGGCACAAAUAGCAUAUCAGAAAGAUCAAAUGGGUAAAGCGAGUGAAAUAUAUAAAGAGCUUCAGAAAGAUCAGUAUAGAAUAGAGAAUGAGGAGUUUGAUUUAUGCAUUAAUCUUUUGGCAACACAAGUGACGUCAUCGUCGAUCGAAAUUUCAAGUCAGGCGGCUAUUUAUCAAUCAUUAGAUUAUAGAUUUAAUAUAGGAUGUCAUUUGAUAUGCAGAAAGGAGUAUAUGAAGGCAAAAGAGUUAUUUGAGUUAUCUAAAGAACAAUGUUUAUCAACAUCAGAAGAAGAAAUGGAAUCUAUACUUGAUCCUAUUCUUGUUCAAUUGGCAUAUAUUUAUUCAUGUAUAGGACGAGAAUUGGAAGCAAUUUCUAUAUAUGAAGAUUUGAUGAACAAAAGCCAAGUGGACCAAAUUAUUAAGCUGAUUUGUAUGAAUAAUUAUUAUAGUAUUAAAUCGGAUACAAAUCCAUAUCUUAUUUUACAUUCACUAAAUACAGUAUUAUCAAAGGUAAAAUUAUCAAAACUGACAGAUACUCAAAACAAAAUUAUUGAUAAGAAUAUUGCAAUUUUGAAUAUAUUAUGUGAGAAGUAUUCAGCAUGUCAUAAUAUUGUCAAAAAACUACAAGACAGAUAUCCAGAUGAUGAUAGUAUUAUUCUUAUCUUAGUAUCAAGUAUUAUAUCACGAUUUACUGGUAAUCGUGCAUAUUCAGAAUUAAUAAAAUUACAUGAAAAAGAUUCAUCAAAUGUAACAUUAUCAUUAGCUAUUAUACGGUUUAUGAUAUUAUGCAAAGAUAAUUAUAAUAUACAAAAAAUUACAGAAAAACUUUUAGAUUCCUUAAAGGAUAACAAAUCUAUGAGGUAUAAACCGGAAUUGGUAAGAUUGUUGGUAGAAAUAUAUGAAAAAAGAGGAAGGAAAGAUCUUUCACGUCAAGAACUUUAUGCUGCUAGUGAAUAUUGGAGAAGCGUAGGAAGCAACGACCCUAAUUUGAUAGAACUUUUAUAUGAAUCGGGAAAAUUAAAGCUUAAGCGUAUGAUAAAAAACAAAGAGUCUAAUUUAUCACCAGCAGACGAUUUUAAAUACAUAUUAAAACUUUCCCCAAAUAAUAAAAAAGCGUUAGCAGGAUUAGUAAUUUAUUAUCUUGAUAAAGACAUUAGUGAAGCAUCAAAAUAUGCAAAUAAAUUACCUUCUUUAGAUAUUCUUACUCAAGGAAUUAAUGUCGAUCAUUUAGAAAAAUCAGGAAUUGUAAACCAUUCAUUAGAAGAAAAAAAAAGUAAUCAUUCAAAAUCACUUUUAAAACAAAAAAGAAAAAAAUCAAAACUUCCCAAAAAUUAUGAUCCUGAUAAACAACCAGAUCCAAAAAGAUGGAUUUCUAAAAAACAGAACAACUAUUACAAAUCUUCUAAAGGAAAAAGAAGACAAUCAAAUAAAACACAAGGCGAAUUAGUUGUAGAGAACAAUUUUACAACUAAUACGGGAAAUACAUAAAAAAUAUUAACAAAAACAACUAAAUAAUGCAAAACAUGAUUUUUAU
Molecule: messenger RNA, 1916 nt
Organism: Pneumocystis carinii B80
Lineage: Eukaryota; Fungi; Ascomycota; Pneumocystomycetes; Pneumocystales; Pneumocystaceae
Exons: 7
Coding region: 41-1870 (609 amino acids)
Biological process (GO): SRP-dependent cotranslational protein targeting to membrane
Cellular component (GO): signal recognition particle, endoplasmic reticulum targeting
Molecular function (GO): ribosome binding; 7S RNA binding; protein binding
Source: RefSeq, a predicted model, not a curated record